Messenger RNA from Monoraphidium neglectum, 609 nucleotides. Its product is annotated as ABC transporter G family protein. The transcript has 5 exons. Bases 1 to 609 code for a protein of 202 amino acids. NCBI's taxonomy places the organism in Eukaryota, Viridiplantae, Chlorophyta, Chlorophyceae, Sphaeropleales, Selenastraceae. Gene Ontology annotation, molecular function: ATP binding; ATP hydrolysis activity. The record is from RefSeq and is a predicted model, not a curated record.
AUGUUAGAGCUCCAGAGGGCGGCAGCGGCGGCUGCGGCCGGGUCGCGCGUGGCGCCCACGGUCGUCGCCGUCACAGCCACAACAUCAGACUCGGAGGCGGCGAGCGCGGCAGGGCAGCCGUCCCCUUGCAUGACCACUAGUGACAGCAUACGUUCGUUUGCAGAGACCAGCAUGAACGUGACGGUCAAGGAUCUGGCUUACAGCGUGGCCAGCAACACCUCCAAGAGGAAGGAGAGCAUCACCUUGCUCAGCGGCAUCACGGGGUACUUUGAACCCCGUGCCAUGUGCGCACUCAUGGGCCCCAGUGGCAGCGGCAAGACGACGCUGCUGGAUCUGCUGGCGGGGCGCAAGACCGCGGGCCGCGCCACGGGGGAGAUCCUGUUCGCCGGCAACAAGCCCACGCGCGCCUUCUUGCGGCGGUACACCGGAUACGUGAGCCCCGCGCCGCAGGGGCGAGGGGCAUCAGGGGACGUGGAGCAGUUUGACACGUUGCUGCCCAGCCUGACUGUGGAGGAGAUGCUGCUGUACACGGCGGAGCUCACGCGGCCGCGGCAGGAGGGGCGCGCAGCCAAGAGGGACGCGGUGGAGGUUGGGUGCACAGCCGCGUGA